UCAGAUACUAAUUAUUAUUCAAUAAUAUGAUGAGAACAGUUGAAUUUUAUGACCUGAAUAAUAUGAUACCUGAGAUCAAGUUGAGCUCGCCAACUGUCUCGAUGAAAACUCUCGAGCUUAUUAAUGAACUAAACUCGAGUCAAACACGAGCCAAAAUUGUGAUAAACGAGUCGAGCUCGAUUCAUUUAUUAACAAGAUGAACCAGAUUAGAUCAAACUCAACUCAAUUCAUUUGUAGCCAGUGUUUUUAAUUCAACUUUCCUCAUUUGGGUAAACUUUUUGUUAGGUAUUUGUCGCAAAGAAACGAGUGAUUUGGUUUGUCGCAAAAUGAAAGUUUAGGUCGAAUUGUGGGUAAUCGCCCUUAGUUUUGGGUAAAAUUUCACGUUAAUCUUCAAAACACAAACAGGGUUUAUGGGAGAACGAGGACAUCGGGAGUCCUCGUAAGAGUAAAGAUAAAAACCUCAGGUAGGAAUCUGGUCCAGAAUUUAGCUGUUUCGUUCUUUUCACGCUCGAGCCUCGAAGCCGCAACAACUUCACCUCUUCCAUUGACAGGGUUUAGCUUGUAACUCGAUUGUCGAGCACUUCUAGCUUCUCUAGCUUUUCUUCUUUCAUCUUACCGUCGCUGCGGUAAUAAUAAGAUUUGUGUCUCGCCGCCGUCGCUGGUGUUUAUAAUUGGCUAGGCAUCGUGGUGGUCGGCGUUUCAACUCUCGGGAUUCUCGAUAGUAUCUCCUCGAUUUCCUUCCGGUUCUCUGUUUGGACAAUUUCAUUAGGGUUCCUGCAUUAUUAUAGUUCAUCCAUGGCGGCAAUGCCUCUGAAGAGGUUACUCGGAGGCUUUGUACAGAGAACGGCCGCUUUUACUCAACAUGCAGCUGCGAAUCGGGGAAUGGGACUUGGGGGAGCACUCGCCAGACGGUUCUGUUCAUCUUCUGCCACCGGAAAAGCUUCGAAAAUUCCUCACUUGCCCAAAAAGGGAAGGUUACUGACAGGAGCUACUCUAGGGUUGGUUAUAGCAGGUGGAGCUUAUGUGAGUACAGUGGAUGAAGCAACAUUCUGUGGUUGGAUGUUUGAUGCCACGAAGCUUGUAAAUCCGUUCUUCGCUCUUCUUGAUCCCGAGGCUGCUCAUAGACUAGCAGUCACUGCUGCAGCCCGAGGGUGGGUUCCAAGGGAGAAGAGGCAUGAUGCGCCAGUUUUGGAACUGGAAGUUUGGGGAAGGAAGUUUUCGAACCCAGUAGGUCUAGCUGCUGGAUUUGAUAAAAAUGCAGAGGCUGUUGAAGGCUUGCUUGCUUUGGGCUUUGGCUUCAUCGAGGUUGGCUCUGUAACUCCUGUACCUCAAGAAGGCCACCCCAAGCCUCGUAUCUUUAGGCUGCGUCAAGAAGGUGCAAUCAUCAACCGUUGUGGGUUUAAUAGUGAAGGCAUUGUAGCUGUUGCCAAGAGGUUGGGUGCUCAACAUGGGAAGAGGAAGUUGGCUGAAACUUCAAGCACUGCACCUCCUACUAAUGAUGAUGUCAAACAGGGAGGCAAAGCUGGCCCUGGAAUUCUCGGGGUUAACCUUGGAAAGAACAAAGAAAGUGAAGAUGCUGCUUCCGAUUAUGUACAGGGCGUGCAUACAUUAUCACAAUAUGCGGACUACUUGGUUAUAAAUGUUUCUUCACCAAACACUCCUGGACUGCGUACGCUUCAGGGUAGAAAACAGUUGAAGGAUCUUGUUAAAAAGAUUCAAGCUGCUCGUGAUGAAAUGCAAUGGGGUGAAGAGGGUCCACCACCUUUGCUUGUUAAAAUUGCACCAGACUUGUCUAAAGAAGACCUGGAAGACAUUGCAGCGGUUGCUGUUGCUCUCCGCCUAGAUGGAUUGAUCAUCUCAAAUACAACAAUACAAAGGCCUGAUGCUGUGAGGAGCGACCCUUUGGCCGAAGAAACUGGUGGUCUAAGUGGGAAGCCUCUUUUCGAUCUCUCUACCAGUAUCUUGAAGGAGAUGUAUAUGUUGACAAGGGGAAAAAUUCCUCUAAUAGGUUGUGGAGGUAUUAGCAGUGGUGAGGAUGCAUACAAGAAAAUACGAGCAGGAGCAACUCUUGUCCAACUGUAUACUGCAUUCGCUUAUGGAGGUCCUGCAUUAAUUCCUCAAAUAAAGGCUGAACUAGCGGGAUGCUUGGAACGAGAUGGUUUCAAGUCUGUCAUUGAAGCUGUUGGUGCAGAUUACAGAUAGUUGCCACUCAUUUUGUAUAUUGAUAAGUUAACCUUCUCAGAAUAUGCUUGAAGGAAAGUGAUCUCACAGAAAAAAGUCGUUGAGCUUUAGUAAUCAGUCAACAUUUCUGGUUUAGGAGUCAUCUGGUUAGUUUCUAAAGUUCUGUUGUUUGGUGUUCUUGAGAAAAAAGGAACUCAUAUAUGGUUUGUUUAUUCCUUGCUUUACGCUUUGUUUGCAUCUGUUCUCCCCUUGAAUUUGAAGGAGUCCUCAACUGUAAAAUGUGACCAAAGUUUUGACCAAAUGGGAUAUUGCCCAAAGAUAGUUCAUAUGUUGCUUCUAACGUUCGGAUUACAGAUAUCUUUCAAGUUACCUAUUGUUUCAGUUUAUCCAAGACAAGCACAGCCGUACAAAUAUGCAACUUUCUCGCUACAAACGUGGACAAAAAACUACACAGUGACCU
Linum trigynum is the source of this 2641-nucleotide messenger RNA. NCBI's taxonomy places the organism in Eukaryota, Viridiplantae, Streptophyta, Magnoliopsida, Malpighiales, Linaceae. The record is from the annotation of a GenBank genome assembly.